Cheilinus undulatus (humphead wrasse) is the source of this 2495-nucleotide messenger RNA. RefSeq names its product haloacid dehalogenase like hydrolase domain containing 5 (gene hdhd5). Gene Ontology annotation, cellular component: mitochondrion. Bases 230 to 1567 code for a protein of 445 amino acids. The record is from RefSeq and is a predicted model, not a curated record. Gene Ontology annotation, biological process: glycerophospholipid biosynthetic process. NCBI's taxonomy places the organism in Eukaryota, Metazoa, Chordata, Actinopteri, Labriformes, Labridae. The transcript is spliced from 8 exons.
UUAGCGAUAACAGCCCUGCUGCCUGUAGUGAAUGAUAGCCGUUUAACUAACAGAAUGAGGAGAUAGCGCAGAGUCGAGUAUUGACUCUCUGUGAUUGAGAAACCAUGACCCAUUUCUUUAGUCUGUAGUAUUGCUAAGUUGGCAGUCGCUGUUAGCUCGGGUAAAAGCUAGCUCAGCUCUGUCUUACAUUGUUGUUUACCACCGUUUUUACACCCAAGUGCCUGGAGAAAUGCAGAGAAUAAGGUCAUUGAAAACCGGCUGGCAGCUGCUGAGGUCAAGCUGUGAGGGAGCUGCAAAACAAGUAAACAUCUCCCAGGCAAUCUCUCGAAGUUAUAUCCAUCGCCCUCCUCAGGGCCCCAACUCCUUUGGGCUCCUCUUUGACAUCGAUGGGGUUCUAGUGCGAGGCAGGACACCUAUCCCUGCAGCCAAGCAGUGCUUCAGGAACUUGGUGGACCGCAAUGGAAAAUACAAGGUGCCUGUGGUGUUUGUCACUAAUGCCGGAAACUGCAUGAGACAAACCAAAGCUGAACAUCUGUCACACCUGCUAGAUGUUGAGGUGUCUCCAGACCAGGUCAUGCUGUCCCACAGUCCUUUGCGAAUGUUUACCCAGUUCCACAAAAUGCGUGUGCUGGUUUCGGGACAGGGUCCUGUGAAAGAGGUGGCUCACAACUUAGGCUUUCAGGAUGUCAUUACAAUAGACAUGCUCAGAGAAGCAUACCCUCUUCUAGAUGUUGUAGAUCACAACAGACGGCCCAAAGACAGUAUACCUCCAACCAAAGGCUUACCGCCAAUAGAUGCUGUCAUUUUAUUUGGUGAGCCAAUCAGAUGGGAGACCAACCUCCAGCUGAUUGUUGACGUGCUCCUUACUAACGGGAACCCUGACAAUAACUGGAGCUCAGUGAAGUACCCUCACAUUCCCGUCCUAGCCUGUAACAUGGACCUGCUGUGGAUGGCUGAGGCCAAGAAUCCCAGGUUUGGUCACGGCAUGUUUCUGGUGUGCUUAGAGAGUCUCUUCAAGAAGGUGACCGGUAAUGAUCUGAAGUACGAGGCUCUGAUCGGUAAACCCAGCGUGGUGACAUAUAACUAUGCUGAGCUGCUGGUCAGACAACAGGCUGAGGGACUUGGCUGGACCACGCCUGUGAAGAGGCUGUAUGCUAUAGGUGAUAACCCCAUGGCCGACAUUUAUGGUGCCAACCUCUACAACCACUACCUCCAGAGAUCUCAACGCACCAAGGCUCAGAUGCAGGCUAAAGGUGGAGGAGUGGAAACGGUUGAUGACACUCCGAAGAUGACAUCAGCAGAGCUAGGCGGAGCAUCAUUUGCAUACGGGGCUGAAGAGGACCUCCCUGAGGGGUGCAGCUCUAUCCUGGUGUGCACAGGAGUGUACAGCAGAGACCAGCAGGAGCUCCUUACAGAUCCAACUCACACAGUCACCGAGCAGCGCAUCUUCCACGGCCACAGGGACUUUCGCUUUGACCCCACCCUGACGCAGCCAUCCUUCGUGGUCCAGGAUGUGAAGGAGGCAGUGGAGCUGGUGUUUGAGCAGGAGGGCUGGCCUCUUGAGUAGGACGAAGAUCAAGUCUCGAUUUAUCUUACAGCCAUCCAGCAGUAGCUCUAACAGCUUUUAAGUGGUAUUAGAAAUGUGUUUUUUCUUUAUGAAUAUCACAGGGGAGAUGUAACUCUUACUUUACAACAUUUUUAGAGACUUGUGAAGUGCCAUGGAAGCAAAAAGCAACAAAAUGCAGCUUUAACAAAAAUAUAAGUUACACAUUUUAAGUCGGUUGUGCAUGUUAGUGUGUCACUGACUACUUUUUUGCCUUUGUUUCUUUUUAACACAAAGUCAGAAACACAUUUUGAAGUAGUUUGAUGCAUUACUUAUGCACUCAAGAGUUUGAUAUCAUAUGUGUUGGUUCAUUGAUAAAAAUCUAAACAUAGUUAGAACAUAGUUUCAUCUAAAGCAGGCUAACUUUCAGAUAUACCCCCAUUUUGACCCUCCAGCAGGUCUGAACCUUGUUUGACUGCUAUCAUAGUUCAGCCUGUUUUGUGUUGAAGCUAUGUUAAAUGCCUAACCACUACUGUUGAGAAGAUUAAGCCAGCCGGUUUCACUCAAGUACCUCAUCAAUCUGAGUUUUAGUUUUAGGCCACAGUAGGUUUUUUAAUUGUUAUUUUGAAAAGUUUAUGGCAUUAUACAGUGUUUCAGCAGAAACAAGGCAGGUGCUAUUUUUACAAUAAAGGGGUUUUAACUAUAAAAAUUUGUUUUAUUUACAGUUUAUGUGAACGUCCAUGUUGGAGGGCUUAAGUAUGGGAGAAAGAAUGCCAUAAAAGUUGCAGAAACGUAAUUUUCAAAGGUUGUUGUUUGUGACUUAUACUUGUGAUUUAGAAGUUUAACCAUGUCUAAACAGCAGGUGACUGCAGGUUUACACUGUGGAACUCUGAUAAUGCACUGUAAAAGCCAUACUGUAUGAAAGAACAUUAAAAAGGACACAUAAAGUUGC